AUGGCUCCUCGGUCUACACAUGUCUCCGCGUGGGUCCGAACUGCCAUAAAGAACACCAUUAGUGGACGACUCUGUGGUUUAAAUUGGAGACGUAACCUCCUUACCUGCCGCGGGACGCGGACAAAUGCGGAAGUGAAUGCCGGGGGGCGGGCCUUCGUGAGAGACCUGAAGCAGCAGCUCCGUCCUCAGAGGGGAAACAGCAUGGCACAACUCCAGAGAUUUAAUGACUUAAUUUACAACAAUGCUGUCAUUGAUGAGGGGCCUCCUACACGCUAUCAGCUUAGACUAGAUGUGAGGAACCUGGAUGGAAAGGGGGAUGAUUCAAGGCUCAGAAUAUGCACACUUGGUAAAAAAGAUCCAAACAAGACAAAUAGAACCAUCCUGCUUGUUGGAGAGACCGGCUCAGGAAAAUCUGCCCUCGUCAACAGUCUUCUAAACUUCGCAAUGGGGGUGAAACAGGAAGACAAAAUAUGGUUUGAGAUAGUAGAUGAUGUAAAAACAAGUCAAUCCCAAAGUCAGACAAUAAAGGUGUCAGUGUACCAGAUCUUUGGCUUUGAAGGUAAAACUCUGCCCUACUCUCUGACCCUCAUCGACACUCCUGGAUACGGAGACACCAGAGGGAUCGAAUACGACGCCAUGAUCAGUAGAAACUUACAUGACCUGUUUGUAUCAGAGGACGGAGUUCGUGAAGUUGACGCGGUGGGUUUGGUGCUGAAGGCGACUAAAAACCGACUGAGUGACAGACUGAUGUACAGCUUCCAGGCAGUGAUGUCUCUGUUUGGAAAAGAUAUGGAGACAAAGAUCGUAGCUCUCAUCACACACUCAGAUGGAAUGGAACCAGAAAAUGCCCUUGAAGCUCUGGAAGCAGCAAACAUAAAAUGUGCUAAAAAUGAGAAAGAUCAGCCAGUUCACUUUGUGUUCAAUAACUGCCUAAGCAAAACAAUUACAGAGGAAAAUGAGUUAGGAUUGGCACUUGCCUGGAAUGUCACACUGAGAGGAAUGAGCAAACUCUCUGAUUAUCUAGAUAAAUCUACCCCCCAAAAGCUGGACUCAGCUGUGAGAGUCCUGACUGAGAGGAUCCAACUGGAAGCCUGUGUCAACAAUUUGAUAGACAAAAUUAACUUACUUCAGCAUAAAACAACAGAAAUAGAACAAACCCAGAAAAUUCUGAAGGAACACAAAGAUCAGUUAGACAACCAGAGUUUCACAGUGGAGGUUGAUGAGCCCUACAAGGAUAAGGAAGAUGUUCCUGGUGGGAUGUGGUUCUUCAUGUUUGGUGGAGCAGUCACCUGUAACGUCUGUGAGGAGAACUGUCACUAUCCUGGAUGCACACUGGCCUGGAAACCAUCCCACUGUAAGGUCAUGAAAAAAGGCCGAUGCACCAUUUGUACCAACAGGUGUCCUGCAUCAGAUCACGUUAAAGAAGAAUGGAAAUAUGUGACGAAGACAAGGAGAGUUACAAAGACCAUUGGGGAUCUGAAAAUUAAACACAAACAUGAAGCUGGUAAAAUGAAGAGUGAGAGUCUUCUUGAGAAACUCCAAAGUGAGAAGAAAAAUCUGGAGGAAGAGAAAAACAAGCUGCUGGAUGAAGCCUACCUACAUAUUGUCAAACUGGAACAGAUUGCACUGAAAGUGGAGUCAGUGUUGACUUUCAUCAACUUGGACUUCCUGAUUGAGGCGAUGAAGGAAAGGGGAGACACAGAGAAGGUCCAGAAACUGGAAAAGAUGAGGAGCAGAAUGGAUGAAGGACCUAUGGCAGGUCUGAGAUAUGGACUUCAGAAAUGUGUCGAAACAGCAAAGAACGCGUUUCAAAUCAGCAAUUUAUUUAAAAAAGGCCCAAAAUUAGACACGACAAGUGGUGCAUCAUCCUGA
Messenger RNA from Menidia menidia (Atlantic silverside), 1872 nucleotides. The record is from the annotation of a GenBank genome assembly. NCBI's taxonomy places the organism in Eukaryota, Metazoa, Chordata, Actinopteri, Atheriniformes, Atherinopsidae.